Schistocerca cancellata (South American locust) is the source of this 1891-nucleotide messenger RNA. RefSeq names its product receptor-type tyrosine-protein phosphatase kappa (gene Ptp36E). NCBI's taxonomy places the organism in Eukaryota, Metazoa, Arthropoda, Insecta, Orthoptera, Acrididae. Gene Ontology annotation, biological process: protein dephosphorylation. The record is from RefSeq and is a predicted model, not a curated record. Gene Ontology annotation, molecular function: protein tyrosine phosphatase activity. The transcript is spliced from 15 exons. Bases 11 to 1837 code for a protein of 608 amino acids.
GAAUGGCGUCAUGUCGACCAUACCGGACAGACCCGUGGAGUUGUCACACUUCACCAAACUGUGCGACCAGCGGCGCAAGUUCCCGGUGCUGUACAAGGUCGAGUUCCAGACCGCCUGCAAAGUGGAAACGCAUUCUUGCCGGCACGCCAUGAAACCCGCCAACAAGGAGAAGAAUCAGAACCAGAAGUGCAUUCCAUAUGACUACAACCGAGUGGUCCUAGAUCAACUGGAUGAUGUUCCAGAUUCGGAUUACAUAAAUGCCUCAUACAUAGAUAGCUUGCUCAAACCAAAUGCAUACAUAGUGUGUCAAGGUCCAACAGAGGUGACAGUGACUGACUUCUGGCGGAUGGUGUGGCAGGAAAAUGCCUGCUGCAUAGUUAUGCUCACAAAAACAUUUGACUUCAUUCGAGUAAUGUGCAUGCAGUACUGGCCUGCUGCAAAGGAUAAACCAGAAGUGUAUGGACAAAUAUCCGUGUCUGUAGUGAAGGAAGAGGAGUUGGCCAAUUUCCACAUCAGGACUUUCAAGCUUGUCAGAAAAGCUGAAGGAAUGGAAGAUGAGGAACGGCAGCUUCUCCAGUUUCAUUACACGGAAUGGCACAGUCAUACUUGUCCCUUUUCCAAUGCCAUCCUGGAAUUCCGACGGAGAGUUCGUGCUGUAGUAGGACCACAUCAACAGAUGAAGAAUGGUCCUAUUGUUGUACAUUGCAAUGAUGGAGGAGGACGGUCUGGUGUUUAUCUGGCAGUAGAUUCAAACAUGGAACUUGCUGAAGAAGAAGACUGUUUUGAUGUGUUUGGCUACUUUAAGAAACUCAGGCAAUCCAGGAAAGGUCUCAUAGAAACUUUGGACCAGUAUAAAUUUGUUUAUGAUACGUUGGAAGAAUAUAUUGUUUGUGGAAAUUCGUGGUUUCCAGUAAAAGAACUAUCACAGCGGCUCAAACAAAAAUCAAUGAAAAAUCCUAUCACCAAAAUGAAUGAAUAUCAGAGAGAGUAUCAGUUGAUCUGCAAGCAGACACCCCGUUUCACAAUAGGUGAUUGUGCAGGUGGGCACAGAGGUGACAACAGAGAAAAAAAUCGGGAUGUUCUUAUUGUGCCACCUGAUAACUCAAGACCUUACCUGACAUCAUUUCAAGGAAACAACUUCACAGAUUACAUUAAUGCUGUGUUUGUUGAUGGCUACACAAAACCGAGAGAGUAUAUAGUGACAGAAUGGCCUCUGAAACAUACACUUGGAGAGUUCUGGUCACUGGUAUAUGAUUAUGAAUGUUCCGCAGUGGUUGUGCUGUGCGUUCCUCCCCAUAAUUCGCAAACAUUUCCAUCUUUUUGGCCAGAAGGGAGGCAUUCCAAAAAAUAUGGACCUGUUUUUACAAUUGAUCAUAUUUCACACAAUCACUACACGAACAUCAAGACAUGGGUAUUCCGCAUUAAUAAGAAGAUUGUUUCACUGACUGAGCUGAUGGCAGGUGUGAAGGCUCCUCCAAAGACAGUCCAGCUUUUUCAGCUGACCUGUUGGCCAAUGGGUCAUAAAGUUCCAACAUCAACGAACUCAUUAGUUGAACUCAUGAACAUGGUGGAGCGAUGGAGGCAGAGGACAGACUAUGGGCCUGUUGUUGUUGUUUCUCAGGAUGGACGAAGCAGAUGUGGUGUUUAUUGUGCAGCAAAUGCUUGUAUAGAACAGGUUAUACAGCAUGGAGAGGUAGACAUUUUCCAGGCUGUCAAGACUGUUCGUAGGCAUCGUCCUCAACUAGUAGAAAAUAUGACGGAGUACAAGUACUGUUAUGACCUGGUGCUACAUUAUGUUCUACACUAUCUAAACAAGGACAUGAAGGAGAAAAAGUGAGAAUGUGAGCAGGAGAAGCUCUGGUUCGUGGAAUUCGGGCGUGGCUCUGCACUG